This is a messenger RNA of Castor canadensis (American beaver), 2044 nucleotides long. The record is from RefSeq and is a predicted model, not a curated record. NCBI's taxonomy places the organism in Eukaryota, Metazoa, Chordata, Mammalia, Rodentia, Castoridae.
AGGCAAAAGAAAAACAGAAUGCAAAGAAAGCUCAGGAGACCAAAUGAAAAGGACGAUUCGAGAUGUGUACACUGCUUCUACACCUGUUUCCAUGGAAACCAUUAAGUAUAAGGAACUCUGAGCAACAUCCUAAUUGAGUCAGUGCCUGUUCAGCAACAGUCCCAGUCUGUCUUGUCUUUAAUGCAUGGGUUCAAAACCUUCCCUACUGCGUCCUCUGCAUGUGCUGCAGGUUAAAUAAACUGAUGUGAAGAGCGCACGUCCAAAUCCCAUCAUUUCACACUGGGUCUGAGAACUUCCCUUUGUACUCUGGAUAUAUAGAAUUGCAGUAUUGAACCUAGAAAAUGCACAAAGGAUAUUCUCUACUUGUAAUUAUUCUUUUUAUUUGUUGUCUUAAAUACUUUAAAUUUAUAAAUGACACAGUUAAACUGGAUCUUGUUUCCUAUCACUAACAGAAAAAAAUCAUUUCUGUCUUUGAUAUGUAUUUUAAGAAUCUUAAAACUGAAUUUUAUCUCAUCCCGAUUUGAUUUUCAUGUAGAUGAUUCAAAAAGAACAAAAAUACAAUUUCUUGUGAUUUUUACUACUGCCAGUAGGAAAGGUAAUAAACAUCCCAAUUUUUUACGGCCAUCAGUCCUCAAGUAUUUGGGAUAAUUUGUAUAUGUGUUGCAGAAUGAUUCUAGGAAGGUCUAAAUGCUUCAAAACAAAAUUUCAGGUUAAGAACACAUUGGCAACCUUUUUUCAAACUGUUAAUAUGUUUAUUAAAAACCAUCUUUAAGAAAAGACAGCAGUUGUAGGAUAGGAACUUUCUGUGCCCAUUUGAGCAAAAUUGGUACAGUCCACAGUUCCCCCUGAGCCACAUGGAGUUCACAUUGCUUACAAUGAUUUUUUUUUUAGACUUUGAGAGUGCUUUGAUUUUUAUUUUAUAAAUAAGGUAGUACUGUACUGUAUUGUACUGUACUAUGUUCUUGCUCUUAAUUUUCUUUUCCGAGUUAAGCUUUAAAGGAAAUUUUACAAAACUUUUUUAUAAAGGAAAUAACCUUUUUUUCUUUACCAUGCACAUUUUAAGUUGAUACAUUACUUUUUAACAUUUUAUUUUAAUUAUAAAAUAAAUUUUGGAUAAUUUAUUAGAUGGAAUGAGUACCCAUCUUCCCGCUUCAAUCAAUGAAUUUUUUAGGGUUGAUUUAAAGCUUACUAAUUGUGGUAUUAUUAAAUGACUUAGACCUAAGGGAGGGAACAUGGGACAAAAUUAAGUAGAAAAACUAAUGAAGUAUAUUUCAUACAUAAUUUCAGUUGAAUGAAAUGAGAAGAAUAUGUAGCUUUUCAGUUGCUCAUGGGUAAAUAUAUUAUGCUCUUACACAAUAGUGAUUAUAGAGUGUCUCAAAGCUGUGAUGCAAUUGUAAAUUUUAAUUUAAAAAUGGUUUCCUAAGGAUUGUCUUAGACUCAUCUUGAUUGCAUGUCUAUGCCUUAUUUUAUUGAGGCUUAAAUUUUAUAAAGCAAUAAAACAUAAGGGUUAUUGUAGAGAGUCAUCCAACAAUGAGAUCAUUCAGUGGAAUGGAAGAGAGAACCUAGAAAUAGAUUCAUAUUUAUCUGGUCACUUGAUUUCUGUCAAAAAAGGUAGAGAAGGCCAACAGGGAAGGAAAGUCUUUGAACAAAUGGAGCCAGAGUACAGCAGCAGAACAUCCACCUGAGGAAAGAGAGCCUUGGCCCUACCUCACAAAAAUGAAUCCAGCUGCAUUAUAGCACCAAAUGCCAUAUCUAACAAGUAUUAAAGAACUUUUCCUAAAGGGAAGUAAAUAUCUUUGUGACUUUCUUAAGUCACAGAAAGCAAUAACAAUAAAAGAUUCAAAAUUAGUUAUCAAAAUUAAAAACUUGCCAUUGAAAAAUGUUAACAAGAGUAACUAGUAUCAAAUGACAUUUAAAAAACAGCUUUAUAAAACUAGCUUAAUAGUUGUAAGGAUUUGUUUUAUUAAUCUAAUUCUGAUAAAAUUCCUUGAUAAGAAUUUCCAGUUUGAGAAUGGUUUAUUUUAUCUGCUUCUUUGAUCAUUAC